AUGAAGGUCUCUAUGGCUUUGGAGGUCUUAGUUCUCUUUCCUGUCUUGGUUUGGCCUUGUGCUGGGAACAUCGAAGUGGUGAUAAAUUGUUCUAUAGACUGGGUGAUGGUCUUUGUUAGCACACAUUCCAAGAACAGAAUCCGUCCAUAUGUUUUCGCUGAUGAGUUAGUUCUGGGACAGGGCUGUUCUGCAACUCAAAUACAUACAUAUCAAUAUGAUUUUGUCUACCCUGUUCAUGACUGUGGCAUCAGGACAAAGGUUAUCUCAAAGGACACGCUCUGUUUUGAAACUGAGCUGUACUUUAUGCCAAGGAGCACUAGUUGUGAACCUCAGACAAUCCCUUUGCAGUGUUCUGCCUCUCGUACACCAGUGUCUCCUGAUGAGGACCCAAAAGUGGGUUCAAAUUUCUUUAUGGUUGACUUUGAAGCCAUGCCCAAAGAGUUGGGGUUAUUAAAUGUUCACCAAUCUGUUUCCUCCUGAAUAGGAGCUGAGAACAGUGUGGGCAUCGUGAACUUCACUGUAAAACAAACCCCUUUUCAAUAAGAAGA
This is a messenger RNA of Peromyscus californicus insignis, 548 nucleotides long. RefSeq names its product oocyte secreted protein 2 (gene Oosp2). The coding region runs from base 1 to 480 and encodes 159 amino acids. The record is from RefSeq and is a predicted model, not a curated record. The transcript is spliced from 4 exons. NCBI's taxonomy places the organism in Eukaryota, Metazoa, Chordata, Mammalia, Rodentia, Cricetidae.